AUGAAGCUCUGCCUAUUUCUCGUAUUCGUCGUAUUCGUCUCGGCCAUUGCUGCUCCACACUCUUUCGCCUUCUAUGAGACAUCCCUCACCCACGACAAUUCCAAAUAUGGCUUCUUCGAUGGAGACUCCACUUCAGCAACUGAAGAUAGUCGACGACAACUUUUCCAAUAUGGAACCAACAAUAAGUACUCUCGCAAUAGAUAUUUGAGCUACUAUUCAUUGAGGCCGAGUAGUAUCCUUUGUGGCCAGCAUGGUAGCUCGUACUAUGAUUGCAAGAAGCGUAAGAAGGUUAAUCCGUAUCAUCGCAGUUGCACUGCCAUCUCCAAAUGCGCUCGAAUCGCUGAAUAA
Cucurbita moschata (crookneck pumpkin) is the source of this 348-nucleotide messenger RNA. Its product is annotated as protein RALF-like 4. The transcript has a single exon. Lineage: Eukaryota; Viridiplantae; Streptophyta; Magnoliopsida; Cucurbitales; Cucurbitaceae. The record is from RefSeq and is a predicted model, not a curated record. The coding region runs from base 1 to 348 and encodes 115 amino acids.